Cannabis sativa is the source of this 3309-nucleotide messenger RNA. RefSeq lists its product as uncharacterized. NCBI's taxonomy places the organism in Eukaryota, Viridiplantae, Streptophyta, Magnoliopsida, Rosales, Cannabaceae. Bases 50 to 1321 code for a protein of 423 amino acids. The transcript is spliced from 7 exons. The record is from RefSeq and is a predicted model, not a curated record.
GGAGAGGUUUAGGUAUAGUGAUUUUAAGUUGGACGAAUACGCUGUUAAGAUGGCGGUGUUGUAUUUCGUUUCUAAUUGCUUGUUCACAAGCCCUAAUUCCAAGAAGGUUCCUAAUGAAAUACUCAAUAUUGUUGGGAUUGGUGAUUAUGAGAGUUUUCCUUGGGGAAAAUUAGUUUUUAAGAAAACUUUACACAACUUGAGGAUUGGUUUGAGGGGUGUACCAAAGAAAAAAACAGGGAAAGAUAUUGGUUCCAAGCAUAUUGAUAAGCGUAAAGGGAAAGCAAAGGCUGCUGAUAAAGAAUCUUCGAGGACUUACAAGUUGCCUUGUUUUCCUUAUGCAUUUCUUGUUUGGAUUUACGAAACUAUUCCUCUUUGUCAGAAGGCUGGUUUUUGUGAAUAUGAUAGUGAUCCAGAAUAUAGGAUUUGUAGAUGGUUGAAUGUGGGUCUUCCUAAUAAUAGUGCUGUUGAGAGGAAAGUUUUUUCAUCUCCUAAGCUGAAAGGUGAAUAUAUAUUUCCUACAGAUGAAGAGAGAUCAAUGCUUAAUCUAUCUGGUCUUGAGUUUAUUGAGAAGGAAGAUUCAGAUGUUGAUGUUGAUCGAGUUGGUGCGAUUGGUUUACAAUCUUCUAUUUUAAAUGAGUUAAGGAGGGACGUUAAAAAAGUAAUUCAAAAGCAAUUACAUUUUGAUGGGUCUUUUGAGGGUUUUACAUCAGAUAUUAAGUGUAGAUUCAAGGAGUUGGAACUCAAUAUGAUUUCCCACAUAGAUUCUAAGAUUGAUGAAAGUUUGCAAUUUUACUUGGAUUUGAAAUUUAAUGACUUGAAAGAAAAGUUUGAUGAUUUAAAAGCUUCUCAGAGUGUCGUGGAUAUCCGUGAUGAUAGUGGUGGUGAUAGUGAUGAUGAAUCUGGUUUGAAAGAUGGUGUUAAUGUUGAUUUGGCAGUGAAGGAUGAUCUAGUUAUGAAAGAGGUUGAUGAUGUAGAUUUGGUUACUGAAAAUGUUAAAGAUUAUUCUAUUGAUCCUGUUUUAAAUCUUGCUGAAAGUGGUGGUGUGUUGGUUAAUGAGGGAGACACUGUUGUAGAGGGUGAAGGUUUACAAAAUGUUGGAGAUGGUGGUUUGGUUAAAGAAGGACACACUGCUUUACUGGGUGAUAAUGAUGAUGUUCCAAGUUUUGAUAUAAUGGGUUUUCUUUCAUCUCAGCCCGAUGCUAAUGCUGAUAAAGAGAAGAGGAAAAAACAAGAUGAAGAUGAUCAUGCUAAGUUUAAAGAUUUAAAUAAGAAAUCAAAGGAUGAUGAAGAUGAUGGUGAUGACCAGGUAACCACUUUGUAGAUUCUGUUUUUUUUUAUUUUCUUAAUUUUUUUUUUCAAUUUUUUAUUUUUAUUUUUUAUAUUUUUAUUCUCAUUAUAAGGUAAUUUCAUUUUUUAGGGUAUGGGUGGUGAUGUUGUUUCUUCUAUUGUAAAAGAAGUUAUAAAGGGAAUUAAUGAAGGUGAUGACAAAUCUAAAAAAGGUGGAGCAGUUAGCAAGGGUGAUGUUGGUGGUGAAGCAAGAAAAAAUAUGGUUGAUUCAUUUGUAAUUGAUGUUGUUGAGGCUAGUGUUAUUGGGUCUCCUAACUUGUUUGAUAGUCAAGGUACAGAAGAUAGUAUUACUUUGUCAGCCAUGGAGAUCAUUAAUGAAAAAAUUGAAACCAUUGAAGGAAGCCUGAAAAAGGUACGUAUAAUGUUAAUGGAAUUAACAGUUGGUCAAAGUGUUUCUUUUUUUUUGUUUGUAUAUUGGUUUGUUUAUUAUUGUUUAUGUAUUAAUCUGUUUGAUUUUGUUUCUAGGAAAAGAAUUUAGAAGCUAAUUCUUAUGAGUUUGCAAAGAGGGUUCCCAAUAUUGGAUCUGCAUUGAGGAGUCCAUUUACAUCUGAUUUUGGUUCUAUUGGGAGUAGUAGUAAACCAAAGGGAGAACAAUCUAAGUUGCUUGCUUUUUCUUCAGUUGCACUUGACCGUAUUGAUGAUCUUCAGUCUAAACUGUUUGAGCAGUGGUUUAAGGUCGGUUUUAAUGAUAGGAACAAGAUUAAAAAGUUUAAAGAACGUGAUAGGAAAUUAAAAGUCUCGUUGGAUUUUGCAAUUAUGAAGAUUGAUGAUAAGAUGUGGUCUUAUGAUUUGUUGACUCUUGGAAGGAAUUUGUCAUGCUCGGUUAGUCCCUUUAUUUUAUUUUUCUUUUUGAUUUGAAAUGAGUUAUUACAUUAUAUUUAAUUUUUUAUGAAUUUAUUUUGUCUUUUUUUUUUCCAAUGUAGCAUUUGGAUGUUUGUUUUUACUACUUGAGAAAGGAGAUAAAGUACAAUGAGAGUGUAAACUCUUUUGUUAAUACCACUGAUUGUUUCUUUGCUGCCUAGAUUUUUGAGAUGUAUAAUGAGUUUGUUAAGAAUGAUUGUGACAUUGAAUCUGUUAAGAAGGACAGCAAAGCUUCUGCAUACAUAGUUGGUUUUGGUAUGUAUUGCAGUAAAAAAAUAGAUUGAAUUAGAUAAUAUCUUAAUGCCUAUUAAUCUGAUUGAUUUGGCUCACUGGAUUAUGUGCAUUUUUGACAUACGUUUGAGAUGUCUUAAAGUGUGCAAUUCUAUGAGAUUUGGGAGGUACAAGAACUCAGAAAAAUUGGUUCGUGCUUUUGCUGUCAUGUUGCCUAUUUUGUUGUCACAUGUAAAUUUUUAUGAUCAAAGGAAAGAUAUUGAUAAGAGCACAGGAUUUUUUCAAGGAAAGAGUGAGACAGACCCUUUGGAAAUUGUUAUCGUUCAAGAUUUGCCUCAACAAGAGCAGUGGUAAUCUUUUUUUUUUUUUUGUUAUUUUUUUGUUUUUAUGUUCUUAUUUGAUUAUAUUCGUUUCUGUUUCUUUUUUGUAUCUAACUGUUUGUUUUUGAUUUGUCACAGUGACUGUGGUGUUUUUGUUAUAAAGUACGCUGAGUAUUUUAUUCAUGGAUUGAUUGACAAGAUUCCGAAGGAGUUGGACAUUCCUUUUGUUCGAAAGAAGCUGUGUGUUGAGCUCUUUGUUCAUGCUAAGAAGAAGGAAGUGAGUGGUUAUGAAUCACCUUCAGAGUAUCCUGGGAGGAUGGAAAAGGAUGGAAAGAAAAAGAAGUAGUUGUUUAAUGUAGUUGGAAACACUUUUGUUUCUUGUUGUUUUGAUACUUUUGUACGGGUUAUUAUUGACUAGUUUGGGUAGUUAUGAACGUUAAACAUAUUAACCUUCUUUUUGCUUGGUCAUUUUGUCAAACGUAUGUAUGGAUAUUGGAACUAUUUUCAGUACCUUUAAUAUGAUAUUAAUGCAGGUUGCUUUUGGAGUUAA